CGAAUCUUAUACAAGCUAGGCAGAAGUUCUGCAGCUUCUUCUCCUCCCUCUCUCCGCUUCAGCGUCUCCAAAGGCGGUCACCAUGUUGGAAUCUGAAACUGAGACCUUGCGAAGUACCUUUCCCUCUUACAUGGCAGAGGGCGAGCGGCUCUACCUACGCGGGGAAUUCUCUAAAGCCGCGCAGAGCUUCAGCAACGCUCUUCACCUUCAGAAUGGAGACAAGAACUGCCUGGUUGCCCGCUCUAAGUGCUACCUGAAGAUGGGAGACUUGGAGAAAUCCCUGAAGGAUGCUGAGGCUUCCCUCCAGAGCGACCCGACUUUCUGCAAGGGAAUUUUGCAAAAGGCGGAGACACUGUACACCAUGGGAGACUUUGAGUUUGCCUUGGUAUUCUAUCAUCGAGGCUACAAAUUGCGACCUGAUCGGGAAUUCAAAGUUGGAAUUCAGAAAGCCCAGGAAGCCAUCAACAACUCAGUGGGAAGUCCUUCUUCCAUUAAGCUGGAGAACAAAGGGGACCUGUCCUUCUUAAGCAAGCAGGCUGAGAGUAUGAAGGCCCAGCAGAAGCCUCAUCCUAUUAAGCAACUCUCACACAACGUCAAGAGAGAAUCCAAGCGGAGGGGCUCACUCAAGAGCGAGAAGACUAUCCGCCAAUUGUUGGGGGAGCUCUACGUGGACAAGGAGUAUUUGGAGAAGCUCCUACUGGAUGAAGACCUCAUCAAAGGCACCAUCAAGGGCGGCUUGACUGUGGAGGACCUCAUCAUGACAGGCAUCAACUACCUGGACACUCGCAGUGACUUCUGGAGGCAGCAGAAGCCAAUCUAUGCCAGGGAGCGUGACCGCAAGCUGAUGCAAGAGAGGUGGCUGCGUGACCGCAAACGCCGUCCCUCACAGACGGCCCGUUACAUCCUCAAGAGCCUGGAGGACAUUGACAUGUUGCUGACCAGUGGCAGUGCCGAAGGGAGUCUUCAAAAAGCUGAGAAAGUGCUGAAGAAGGUGUUGGAAUGGAACAAAGAGGAGGUGCCCAACAAGGACGAACUGCUUGGGAACUUGUACAGCUGCAUAGGGAACGCCCAGAUUGAACUGGGGCAGAUGGCCGCAGCCCUGCAGAGCCACAGAAAGGACCUGGAGAUCGCCAAGGAAUAUGACCUUCCUGAUGCAAAAUCAAGAGCUCUUGACAACAUUGGCAGGGUUUUUGCCAGAGUUGGGAAAUUCCAGCAAGCCAUUGACACGUGGGAAGAGAAGAUUCCUCUAGCCAAAACCACCCUGGAGAAGACCUGGUUGUUCCAUGAGAUUGGCCGCUGUUACCUGGAGUUGGACCAGGCCUGGCAGGCUCAGAAUUAUGGUGAGAAGUCUCAACAGUGCGCCGAGGAAGAAGGGGACAUUGAGUGGCAGCUGAACGCCAGCGUUCUCGUGGCACAGGCACAAGUGAAGCUGCGAGACUUCGAGUCAGCCGUGAACAAUUUUGAGAAGGCCCUGGAGAGAGCGAAGCUGGUCCAUAACAACGAGGCACAGCAGGCCAUCAUCAGCGCCUUGGAUGAAGCCAACAAGGGCAUCAUUGAAGAACUGAGGGAAACUAACUACAAGGAGACGUUCAAAGACAAAGAAGAGGGCCCUGCUGCACCGAGUGACGACAAAACAGUCGAGGCAAAGGAGAAGGAAGAGAAAACAGGCAGCGACGAAUCGGAGAAGGUGGUGAAGAGCUGGGAAAGAGAGCACUCUGAGAUCCACAGAGACACCGAGGAGGACGAGGACGAAUUCAAGGAGGUUCCUCAGAGACUGAAAGCAGAAAAAGCCAGAAGAAGCCUCAGAGAAGAUGGCAGAAGAUCCCUAGGAGAAGUCAAGGCACUGCUGGCAGUGGGCAGGAGAGAGUCCAGGGAAAUUUACCGGAGACCUUCGGAAUCAGACCAGGAGCUUUCAGAGGGGUCAGGCAGAAAGGCCUCCGAAGGACCAGAGGAGACAGCCUCAGAAGUAGGCGCAAGAGAGGAAGAGAUGGGGGAAGCAGAAGAAGACGGAAGCGUGGAAGGAGCGGAAAAUGCCAAGGAAACGGGGCAAGGAGUAUGAGUGAAGCCUUCCUCACUGGCACGGGCAGGAGGCUGGUAUUCACAGGGGCCACGACUCUUCACUGCAUUUUCAAACUGAGAUGUGUUUUUGAUAGGGGGGAGAAAAAUGGGAAACAGGUCCCACAGGUCACUUCUACCUCCUUCUGUCACUAGUUUCUCAUUAAAAAUAUAUCUUUCACUUUUGCAAACCUUG
This is a messenger RNA of Sciurus carolinensis (gray squirrel), 2251 nucleotides long. It is a transcript of the gene Odad4, whose product is annotated as outer dynein arm docking complex subunit 4. Gene Ontology annotation, cellular component: cytoplasm. The record is from RefSeq and is a predicted model, not a curated record. Lineage: Eukaryota; Metazoa; Chordata; Mammalia; Rodentia; Sciuridae. The transcript has 12 exons. The coding region runs from base 83 to 2059 and encodes 658 amino acids. Gene Ontology annotation, molecular function: protein binding.